This is a messenger RNA of Xenia sp. Carnegie-2017, 1215 nucleotides long. Its product is annotated as heart- and neural crest derivatives-expressed protein 2-like. NCBI's taxonomy places the organism in Eukaryota, Metazoa, Cnidaria, Anthozoa, Malacalcyonacea, Xeniidae. The record is from RefSeq and is a predicted model, not a curated record. Gene Ontology annotation, biological process: regulation of transcription by RNA polymerase II; developmental process. Bases 247 to 702 code for a protein of 151 amino acids. Gene Ontology annotation, molecular function: RNA polymerase II transcription regulatory region sequence-specific DNA binding; protein dimerization activity; DNA-binding transcription factor activity, RNA polymerase II-specific. The transcript has 2 exons.
UUUGCCACCAUCUUAGGAUAGUGAGCUUAUCGCUAACUGCGUCGCUAAUUCAAAACUUAUGUAGUUAUACAUUUUCCAUAGCACGCCAGCUUUGACAACUCGAGCUUGGCGCUAAGCUUGUAUAAGAGGUUUCUCGACCGUGCAAGCAAAUGAAGAUUCUCUGGCCUUCUAUAUAUGGUCUGAGCAAAUACUUCCCUCUACAUAUAUCUUACUGCGUGUCAAGACGGGUCGUAUCUCUUGAGAGAAAUGGAUGAGAAGGCGAAGAAGACAUGUUCAAAAGAUUCGUUCAAGCAGCGUUUUAAAUCACCACGCAAGACAACAUCGCACUCUCGGCGAAUGAGUGCGAAUCAAAAAGAACGACGCCGGACUCAGAAUAUUAACACUGCAUUUGCAGAGUUGCGCCGAUGCAUACCAAAUGUCCCUCAGGAUACGAAGCUGUCGAAAAUCAGAACGUUGCGUUUGGCUACAAGUUACAUUAGCUAUCUUCAGGAAGUACUCGAAUCCGAAACGACACAUAGAGAAACAGCAUCACCGUCCUUGUCGAGGAGUGAAAGAAUGACAGAUAUCCACUCAACCGGACGUUACAAGGCCGCUAUUAUUGCAGUAAAGGACGAAGAUUGGGAGGAAAGACGCGAUCUUGGAUCUUGGCCUCACUAUUAUUCUUGGAAGUAUAAUCAAGAAGACAGUUCUUCGCAGUCGUAGCAAUGCUUUAAUUGGUUUUCCUUCAAUCCGAUGAAGAAGUAUCAUUCAGUGGUAACAUGAUAUAUAUCACACAAAAUGCACGAGAGUACAACGUGAUUUCAAAUCGUCUUCGAUUAUUGCUUAUGUUAGGUUCAUAGGUGAUUUUCGCUGUUGAUGGAGUGAUUGAUUUGGAAUAAUCUUACUUAUUUGCCUGACGAGCUCAUGAUGGUGCAAGUAUUUAUUGUGAUUUUAAUGUUCCAGCCGGGGAUUUGUAAUCCUUUGUGAACAUAAUGUGUAAAAGUGUUAAUUGUUUGUACUAUAUAAAGACAUGUAAUAUAUGUGUUUCAAGCCACUUGCUAUUGGCUAUGAAUAUAAACAAGUGUACAUACAUCAUGGUAAAAGUCGUUUAAAGCUUUUUUAACAGACAAUUUUAUUGAUUGACAUGCCCCUGAGAAAUGUAAAAAAACGGCGUCAUUUAAUCAUUUGAGGGUUGCUUGGCGCCGCAUGUUGAUAUACUAUAAACACAAAAAAGCA